This is a messenger RNA of Synchiropus splendidus (mandarinfish), 3999 nucleotides long. It is a transcript of the gene nrg2a, whose product is annotated as neuregulin 2a. Gene Ontology annotation, molecular function: signaling receptor binding. The transcript is spliced from 11 exons. Gene Ontology annotation, biological process: nervous system development; intracellular signal transduction; animal organ development. The coding region runs from base 873 to 3005 and encodes 710 amino acids. NCBI's taxonomy places the organism in Eukaryota, Metazoa, Chordata, Actinopteri, Syngnathiformes, Callionymidae. The record is from RefSeq and is a predicted model, not a curated record.
CAGAGUGUGACUUGAAUGCAGGGCAGGACUUAAUGUGCUGAGACGCAAAACUCAUUGCAAACGGUCUCUGGUGGAUCUGAGAUGCUUUGCAGCCUUAGUCAUCGCAGCUCCAUGAUGCGUUCAGGCCCAGUGGACCGUAUGCGUCUGUUUCCAGCGUGAUGCUGCUCCUCAUCUCUUGGAGUCAUGCCUUGGCUACAGUAGGAUUUCAGAGCUGGGAUGGAUUAUGGAUUAUGGAUUUGGAUGAUUUUUAAAGGCAAAUCGCUUCUGAUCCUGCAACAUGGAGUGAUUGACGCGCAGCAGAGGGUUCGGGAGUGAGGAGAUCGACCCUGUGGUCCAUCGCCUGCUUCAGUCCUGCGUGCUGACGGAGCCCCUUGGCAAUCGGCGCUGUUUCCUCUCCGUCUGUGGCUGGUGGGGGAGGCGGAGGUGGAACAGGCGUUUUAGAAACGAGAAAUGUUUUGUUUUGGGGGAUGAAUCGUGGCUUACGUUUUACUCCCAAACUUGUGGGUCCACUGCAGCAUUUUGGCGCUGCAGAUGAUCCGGAACAUCAUUAUAGAGGUGCCAACCACUGCGAUUUUUUUGGGGAAAAGAUAAGAGUGGCGUCGUCUCAAGUAUGGCAGCAGCGGAUCUGGAGAUCUGCCGCCUCAUAAUGAGCAAGACUGGAUCUUAAACCAGCAGCUUCCCGUCUAGAAUCCUGGGACUAAAGCAGCGGAUCCCGAUGGCAUGGACACUUAUGCGAGGUCUGUCGCGCCGCCGUGCUACUGGAGCCCACUCGCCGUGUCUUUCCUCGCCCCAGCUCCGUUGCCAUCGCCCCGCCGCAGCCCACAGAGCCGUGCCGCAACGCGACCCGCGACCACCGAGCCAAAGCAGGCGGCAUGAGGCUUGAUCCAGUCCACUUCUCCAUGCUGCUCAUCGGGGUCUCACUCGCCUGCUACUCCCCGAGUUUAAACUCCCUGCAGGACCAGGCUUUCAAAUCGAACGUGGUGAUCGAGGGCAAGGUGCAGUCCACGCCUGCGAACCUCUCCACGGAACCGUACCGCGUGAAUGUCAAAGUGCUCGAGGUUUGGCCCCUCAACAGCGGCGGUCUGGAGCGGGAGCAGCUCGUCACUGUGGGGGAGUUCGGAUCCCAGGCACCCUGCGCUAAAGUCAAGAAGAACCACAAGUAUAUCUUUUUCAUGGACCCAACUGACGAGCCUUUGGUUUUUAAAGCAUCAUUCGCGCCCCUGGACACGAGUGGGAAGAACCUCAAGAAGGAUGUUGGGAAGGUCUUGUGUGAGGACUGCGCUGCGGCUCCAAAGUUAAUACGAAUGAAGAGUCACCUAAUAGUGGACGAGGGGGGCAAGCUCACGGUCAAGUGUGAGGCGACGGGGAGCCCUCUGCCGACCUACACGUGGUUUAAAGACGGCAACGAGCUUAAGAAAAGCAAAAAAGUCCGAAUCAAGAGCGGACAGAAAAACUCCAGAGUCCAGAUCAGCAGAGCAGAACUGGAGGAUUCUGGGAAUUACACAUGUGUGGUGGAGAACCGCCUGGGAAAGGACAACUCCACUAGCACUGUUAACGUCCAAAGCAUAGCCACAACGUCAUCUCCAGCCUCAGGCCACGCCAGAAAAUGCAACGACACAGAAAAGACCUACUGUGUGAAUGGCGGCGACUGUUACUUCAUACAUGGUGUGGAUCAGCUCUCUUGCAAGUGUCCAAAUGACUUUACUGGUGAUCGCUGUCAAACCUACGUUAUGGCCAGUUUCUACCAGCAUCUUGGGAUUGAAUUUAUGGAGGCAGAGGAGCUUUACCAGAAAAGGGUCCUGACAAUCACUGGUAUCUGUGUGGCUCUGUUGGUGGUGGGCAUCGUGUGUGUGGUCGCCUACUGCAAAACCAAGAAACAAAGAAAUAGGAUGCACAAUCAUCUGAGGCAGAACAUGUGUCCAGAACACCCCAAUCGAAACCUUGCAAAUGGACCCAAUCACCCAGGACCAGGACCGGAAGAGAUCCCGAUGGUAGAUUACAUAUCAAAGAAUGUUCCAGCAACUGAACGAGUCAUACGGCCGGUAACAGAGGCAUCGUUCCCCGCCAGUCACGCUUCUUCCAGAUCUCACAAUUCUUCCACACGCGCCCACUCAUCCACUCACAGACAUGAAGAACGAACGUGGAGCCUGGAACAUUCUGACAGCAUCCUCUCUGACUCGCCGGGAAUGAUGUCAUCAUCUGUGGGGACCAGUAAAUGCAGCAGUCCAGCGUGCAUGGAGGCACGGGCCCGGCGUGCUGCUCACUGUGCUUACUCUGACCCUCACCCUCGGCCAGGGCUUCAAUAUGGGGACUCCUUCGACUCUCUGGGAGACUCUCCACACAGCGACAGAUAUGUGUCUGCUCUGACGACACCAGCUCGCCUCUCGCCAGUGGACUUCCAUUACUCGCUGCCCCCGCAGGUGCCUACCUUCCAGAUCACAUCACCCAAUGCCAGCCAUGCCAUGUCUCUCCCUCCUGCUGUCCACAAUCCGUACCCACUGGAGGACGACCAGCCGCUGCUGCGCCGCUACCAAGUGCCCCUCCACGACGCGCAGUGCCAGGAGGCCUACAGGCAGCAGCGUCGCACCUAUCUCAACGACAGCAGGGGAAACCUCCCCGCGAGCCCCUACCGGCUGGCCGAGGACGAAGACUAUGAGACCACCCAGGAGUAUCUCUCCUCUCGAGAACAACCAAAGAGAAGUGGAUCCAGUGGGGCCGGUAACCGGCGCUGGAGGAGAUCCAGACUCAACGGCCACGUGGCGCCCCGUGGAUAUGAAGCAUCUCGGGACUUUGGGUCUCGAAGCUGCCUCACGGAUAGCGAGUCAGAGGAGGACGGCGAGAGCACGCCCUUCCUGAGUAUGCAGAACAUGAACGCGGAGCCCUCCACCAUCUACAGGCCUGCCGACACUCGGACUUCUCACGCGUCGGGGCGGCAGAGUGCUCACGGAAACAUGCAUACGAGACUCACACACUCGCGCUCCAAAGCGGACAAUGCACCCCACUAGAGAGUGUCAAACCAUCCGACACAAAUCAAUAUAGUAUAGAUUGAUUUCUCAUCGAGGAGAAAUAUUUUUAUUUUAUAUAACUGACAGAUAUUCUAAACAAAUGAAAUAUUUAUUUUCAUUUUAGCAAAGUUGUCUACUAGUUAACAGCAAAGACUUUUUUAUAGGGAAAACUCUAUUUAUAUGUACAUUUUGAUUUACAGCAUAAAAAAAGAUGUGCCAGUUUUUUCACAAUGUUAAAAAAAAAUAGAGUAAUAUUGUGGUGCCUUUUGCUGUAUGCCGAUGCCCGAGGGCCAGUGGAGGUUUUUGUAGCCUUUCUUACAUGGACGCCUCAUUUUUAUACACAUGUAUGUUUGAUUUCUUCCACUAUGCGUUCCUGUUUUAUUUUAAGUUCUUUGAGGAGUCAAGCCCCACUGGAACAUACUCCCUCCAUGUCAUGCAAUAUAAACCAAUUUAACAUAAAGUGUAUGUUUACAUGGCUAUAAUUCCAGUUUAUGAUUUCAGGUCUUCGCCUGGAAAGGAGACAUUGAUAGGGUGUGUGUGUGUGUGUAGUUGUGAUUGUACCAUGAUCUUGGUGUUUGUUGUGGUGACACCAAAGGUGUGGGCUGGAGGAGGUUCACGGAGCAGUGCUUUAUCAGAACCUCCCGUGUAGGUGGAGGCAGGUGGAGCUGCUGUAGGUUCUGUGUGUUAUGCAGGUCAUCACUUGAUGUGUUUACAGCUAUUCUACCGUUCGCCCCACCCGCCCACUCAGCCCUGUCCCCUCCCCUCCACUUCUCCGCAGGCUUUCCCCGUGUUUUACGAGGCCGACAAACACUCAGCCGCCUGGCACAGGUUGACCCCUGCCAUUCAAGGUGGCAAAACAAAAAAAAAAUCCCAUCUGUUUUCACUCAAGCCGUCGGCUAAUCCCGCUCCCCGUCAUCCGUCUGUGUCCAUUCUGUGUUUUGUGGCUUGUGUAAAAAGGCCACACAGUGUCUCAGGAUUUCCACACGCUGCCCCC